This is a messenger RNA of Pocillopora damicornis (cauliflower coral), 1735 nucleotides long. Its product is annotated as cyanocobalamin reductase / alkylcobalamin dealkylase. NCBI's taxonomy places the organism in Eukaryota, Metazoa, Cnidaria, Anthozoa, Scleractinia, Pocilloporidae. The record is from RefSeq and is a predicted model, not a curated record. Gene Ontology annotation, cellular component: cytoplasm. Gene Ontology annotation, molecular function: FAD binding; cyanocobalamin reductase (cyanide-eliminating) (NADP+) activity; demethylase activity. Gene Ontology annotation, biological process: cobalamin metabolic process.
AAUGGUUGAGCAAAGACUGGUGCCUACUACGAUUCAAAAUGGCUGACUGUGCUGUUGAAAGUGUCCUUGCAAAAGUUUCAGCGAUUUUGUCGCCCGUUGGUUUGGAAUCGCACCCUUUCAAGAUUGGCUGGUACAAUGAUCAACUGGAACACGAAGCAUUCAACCUACCCUACCCCUAUGACACUCUUGCUCUUGUCAUCAUAAGCACUCCACAGAUGUUCGACCGUGGAUUUAAACCAUUCAUCAAGGCAACAGCUUGCAUUGGAGAGAACGAUCCACUUGAUGAAUUCAUGGCCACUAUGUUUGCAAAAGUUAAGGCAGAAUUUGGUCCUGAGUGCGACAUUGAAGCCAUUCAUGAUUUUGAGAUGCUUCCUAACCGCAGACCCAAGGUUUUAGUCCAGACAGCUGCACAUGUGGCAGGUGGAGCCUAUUACUACCAACGCAAUAGUGUAACUAAAGAUCCUUGGGACACCAAGAAGAAGAUUUGUGGAGUUUCUGUUCAUGCUAAAUAUGGGGGCUGGUUUGCAAUGCGGGGUGUGAUCAUCUUCAAGAAUGUCUUGGUGCCUGACUUGCAACAAAAGGAACCCAAAGAUGUUGUGCAAGGAGAUGAGAAGCGUAUUGAACUUCUAGAGAAGUUCAACUUUCACUGGCAGGAUUGGAGUUUCAGGGAUAUUGUUCCCUCUGAAGUGAAGUAUUCUGAAGAGCAAAAGAAAUACUUUGCUACCUUACCAGCCAAUCGGAAAGAACUUUUAGAUUCAUACCGGAACACAACUGCUUUGGCAACAGAAUGAAAGUCAUGGUCUUAAACUUCUAAACAGUCAAAGAAAUAAUAAAAACCAAAUAAUUAGAAACUAGAAUCAAUUAAUAGCAGUUAAGGUGAGUUCUUGAUUUUUAUGGGAGCACACACAUUGCUCCAAGAUAUUCAUCCAUUUUUAGCAGUCUCCACAAGCAGAUGUAUGUAUGAUAUGAUAAUAAAUGCUAUAAAAAUUUUUUUACUGAGACAGAUGUAUUAAGAUAAGUUACAAAAUGUUUAAAAAACUCAGGCUGAUUAAUUUUUAAGGAGAACCACUUGACACUCUCAAAAGCCUGUAAACUCUUUCCUUUCUAACUUCAGUAUGCAUAUUCUCCAUACUGUUCUCUAUACAUUUCCUUAGGUGCUGACAAAGAGAAUUUGUUUAAUAAUCAAAAACUGCUUCUGCUGGUGAUCAAAUCCUCUGUUCUCAUGACCUUAAAGGUCUUUAUGUAUGAUUCAGGGAGGAUAUUGUAUGCAUGCCACUUAUAAGGGUUUGAGGGUUGACUGUCAUGGUUAGGACAAUGAAAAUAUAUUUUAGUAUUAAUAGUAAUGGGCAGUUUGGCCAGUAGCUACUUUCACUGCUAAUAAGUUAGAGUGUUUUAUUCAUUUGUUUCAAUUUUUAUCAGCAUGUUUUUGCACUGAUAAGUGUCCAAUUAGUUACAAUUGUCAAUGGAUUUGUUGAGCAAAGCUAGUAUUUUUUUAAAGAUAAAUGCUUAAGAAUAUAAUAGAUUAUCGAAUUUGUGUUUUAUUUCCCAAGAUGUAAUUAUUGGGUACAGUUGGAAAAAGAACCAACUAUAAUCAACCAUAAAAUUAGACGUCCAUACUAUACUUGAACUUUAAUUAACAGAAAUUGAAUAUCAAACUGUUGGCUCUAAUGAGGAGUUUACCUGUAACUGCUAUUAAUAGGAUAGAAUUAAAAAAAAAAGAACUUUGAUAUAGAAA